Lutzomyia longipalpis is the source of this 1270-nucleotide messenger RNA. RefSeq names its product translation initiation factor IF-2-like. Bases 202 to 1155 code for a protein of 317 amino acids. The record is from RefSeq and is a predicted model, not a curated record. The transcript has 4 exons. Lineage: Eukaryota; Metazoa; Arthropoda; Insecta; Diptera; Psychodidae.
AUGUUGGUCUCAUUUUGGAUCCACUUCAGUUUUAUUUCUGCAAAGUUCACGCCAACAUCAACUAUAAAAGCACAAGUUUAGUGAUUAUUUUAUGGGGUACUGGUGUGUGCACAGUCCUCAGAACUUGUGAGAGAAUAACGUUUUAGAAAAAUAAUUCUACAGGAAUUAAUUCUAGAGGAGUGGCAAGAAAAUCUCCACAUUAUGCAUAAAGCAAAAAUUUGCGCAAUCUUCCUUCUGGCGGUGGUUCACAUUGAUGCCGCGGACGAUAAAUGGUCGUGGUCGAAGAGCAAUCCAAAUGUCGAUAGUGAACUAAUAGACCGCGCAGACUACCAAGGGGGAACUGCACGAAUUCGUGUUCCAACCAAUUCACGCCCAUACCAAAUUGAAGAAGACCGAAUAGAGCCAACUACACCACGACCUAAUGGUUCACCUAAUUCCCAAAAGGAUGAAUUCUACAAUGAAUUUGGGAAUCCACAAGGUCAGCGCUUCAAUGGAUUUGGGCUUCAAGGAGGGCAAUUUCCACCAAACUACAAUGGCUUUAUCGGUGGUCAAGGUGGUCCAGGAGGCCCAGGAGGCCCAGGAGGCCCAGGAGGUCCAGGAGGUGGUUUUGGAGGUCCUGGAGGACCAAAUAGCGUGAGUGGCACAGCACCCAAUCGUUUCCCAGGGGGUGGCUUUGGACCUGGCGGUGGAAAUGGUGGAUUCCCUGGAUUUGGAGGCUAUGGUGGUGGCUUUGGAGGACCCGGUGGAUAUUUCGGCCCAAAUAAGGGAAGUGCUGCCAAUGGGAUUCUCGUUGGGCCAGGCGGCCCUACUGGCAUCAUCGGACGACCCCCACCGUACAAUCGUCCAGGCGGCUAUGGCGGUGGAUUUGGGUAUGGUGGUGGUGUUGGAGGUUUCCCCGGUGGGCCAGGCGGUGGAUUUGGACCUGGUGGUGGCUUUGGACCAGGUGGUGGUAUUCCCCCUGGUGCUGGUGGAUUCUUCCCACCAGGAGGUGGUCUGGGAAAUGGACCAUUUGGUGGUUUUGCUGGCGCCCGUCCAGGAAAUGGAAUUGGUGGUGGCUUCGGAGGUGGACCCUUCAAUAGACCACAGUUUGAUGAUUUUCGAUCUGGUGCGCCCAGUGAGCAGACAAGGAAGGUGGAGAAAAAGUCCACGAAUUAAGUGCCUGUGAUUCCAAAUUGUCGAUACUCACAUUCAACCAAAAAAAAAACAACAUUGUACAACAUUUUCCAAGCUUUUUUGCCAAAUGCUUCGAAAUACACCCAUUUUCACCAAA